Hemicordylus capensis (graceful crag lizard) is the source of this 6762-nucleotide messenger RNA. It is a transcript of the gene DSTYK, whose product is annotated as dual serine/threonine and tyrosine protein kinase. Lineage: Eukaryota; Metazoa; Chordata; Lepidosauria; Squamata; Cordylidae. The coding region runs from base 201 to 2990 and encodes 929 amino acids. Gene Ontology annotation, biological process: protein phosphorylation. The record is from RefSeq and is a predicted model, not a curated record. Gene Ontology annotation, molecular function: ATP binding; protein kinase activity. The transcript is spliced from 13 exons.
CCCGGCCGCCUCCCCCUCCCCGCUCGAGCGCCCGGAUAAAGGUUCCGUUCUGUGCGCAGCGCGGCUCGGUGCGACGCUGCAGUGCUGACAGGGGAGCAGGAGGCCGACACUAGGGCUGAGGCGGCGACAGCAGUCUGGCAGCCUCCGAGUCCCCGCCGUGGUGGGGAGACGACUCUGAAACGGACGCCCCAGAGGACGACAUGUCGGGGGGCUCCGUCAGUGGCGGAGGGGGCGGAUUAUGCCGCGAGCUGUGUCGCGCGUUCGGCCAUUACAACCGGCACCUGGCGCGGCUGCAACAUAACCUGCGCGAGACGAAGAAGUUCUUCCGCGACAUCAAAUACUCCCAAGGGCCCGCCGUUUUCCCGGUCCCCGGCACUGGGCCUGUUGGGGAGGAGCCGCCUCAGCAACAGCCCGCCCCCUUGGCUGAUGAUAGCGCCCCUAGUGGUGGGGGUGUCUCCGUACAAGCCGGGCAGCUGAGCUCCAUUUCCUUUCCCCGACAUGAGGAGGAGUACCUCCACCUGACGGUGAGCUGCCAUCCAUGCCUUUUAAUCCUUGGUCAGAACUGUAAUGCCAAAUGCAAAUUACUCAACAUGCUCCUGGGAGAGAGACUGCUACCCACCAACAAAGUUAGCAGUGAAGAGAACUGUAAGAGGCGCCGAAUUCACUUCACACAUGGAAGACAAACACGGAUUAGUUUGGCUCUACCAGGACAAUAUGAAUUGGUUCAUAACUUGGCAGCUCAUCAAGGCAGAUGGGACACAAUACCAGAGGAAGAUUUAGAAAUCCAUGCGGAUAAUGAGGAUCUGGCACACCAGAUUGCGGAGUUGGAGGUCACUCUGAAUCAUGCAUUAUUGCAGGAAGUUGAUAUUGUGGUAGCUCCGUGUCGUGGGUUCCAGUCAGCAGAAGUCACCUUGAGAGGAUAUAUGAAUCAUGUCCUUCCAGUCCUCACUUUUGCCAUCAAUGAGGCAGAACUUUCAGCACUGGAUAUAAAUGAACUGCAGGAAAUCAAAGAGGAAUUCUCUCUGCCUGUCUUCUUUUUCAAAGUGCCAGAUUCUGGGGCUGAACUUAUCUCUCCACAAAAUGCAGAAAAUGAAAAGUCAUCCCUUUAUCGGCAGCUGCUAGACAUAGACUACCUUAGUACCAACCAUUGCAGCUGCGGAGCUCCCAGCUCUGAUGCCAAAGCACAGAGCAUGCUGGUGGAACAAUCGGAUAAGAUUCGUCUGCUUAGCACUUUCUCCAAACAGGUGCUGCAGAAGCGCUUGGUUGAUGCAGCCACCAUCUUGAACAUAGUACACUGCCGUUGUCUGGACAUCUUCAUCAACCAAGCCUUUGACAUGCAGAGAGACAUGCAGAUCACUCCAAAGCGCCUAGAGUACACACAGAAAAAAGAGAAUGAGCUGUAUGAAUCUCUAAUGAACACGGCCAACCGCAAACAAGAAGAGAUGAAGGACAUAAUAAUUGACACUCUCAACAACAUGAAAGAAGAGCUGCUGGAAGAUGCUGCUAAUAUGGAAUUUAAAGAUAUUAUUAUUCCUGAGAAUGGAGAGCCUAUUACUUCCAAAGACAUUAAAUGUUGCAUUAAGCAAAUCCAGGAAUUGAUAAUUUCCCGGUUAAACCAAGCAGUUGCCAACAAGUUAAUAAGUUCUGUGGACUACCUACGUGAGAGCUUUGUAGGGACUCUGGAAAGAUGUCUGAAGAGUCUAGAGAAAUCUCAGCAAGAUGCUUCAGUCCAUAUUACAAGCAACUAUCUAAAACAGAUACUGAAUGCAGCCUACCAUGUUGAAGUCACUUUUAACUCUGGUUCAACAGUAACCAGAAUGCUGUGGGAACAGAUCAAGCAGAUAAUACAGCGGAUUACAUGGGUGAGCCCACCAGCUAUCACGCCAGAGUGGAAAAGGAAAGUAGCUCAGGAUGCCAUUGAGAGUCUUAGUGCAUCCAGGCUGGCCAGGAGUAUCUGUAGCCAGUUCCAGACAAGACUGAACAGUUCUCAUGAAGCUUUUGCAGCCUCUUUACGACAACUAGAAGCUGGCCACUCAGGCAGGCUAGAGAAAACAGAAGAUCUUUGGUUAAAGGUUAGAAAAGACCACGCCCCUCGGCUUGCACGCCUCUCAUUGGAAAGCAGGUCCCUUCAGGAUGUCUUGUUGCAUGGUAAACCAAAGCUAGGCCGUGAGCUUGGCCGAGGCCAAUAUGGAGUGGUGUAUUUGUGUAAUGCCUGGGGAGGUCACUUUCCGUGUGCGCUCAAAUCUGUUGUUCCGCCAGAUGAGAAGCAUUGGAAUGAUCUUGCACUUGAGUUUCACUAUAUGAGGUCUCUUCCUAAGCAUGAGCGGCUGGUAGACCUUCAUGGGUCAGUGAUAGAUUAUGGGUAUGGGGGAGGUUCCAGCAUUGCUGUUCUGCUUAUAAUGGAACAAUUGCACAGAGACCUCUAUACAGGAUUGAAGGCUGGGUUGACAUUGGAGACAAGAUUGCAAAUUGCCUUGGAUGUCGUUGAGGGGAUUCGGUUUCUUCAUAGCCAGGGGCUUGUCCACAGAGACAUCAAACUUAAAAAUGUAUUGCUUGAUAAAAAUAAUCGAGCUAAAAUCACAGACCUAGGAUUCUGCAAACCUGAAGCAAUGAUGUCUGGCAGUAUUGUUGGGACCCCUAUCCACAUGGCUCCUGAACUUUUCACAGGGAAGUAUGAUAACUCUGUAGACGUAUAUGCAUUUGGUAUCUUGUUCUGGUACAUCUGCUCAGGACAAGUGAAGUUGCCAGAGGCCUUUGAGAGAUGUGCAAGCAAGGAUCAUCUUUGGAACAAUGUACGAAGAGGAGUUCGUCCUGAGCGCCUUGCUAUCUUUGAUGAGGAGUGCUGGCAGCUGAUGGAAGCCUCUUGGGAUGGGGACCCUUCCCAGCGACCACUCCUGGGCAUAGUCCAGCCCAUGUUGCAGGGUAUAAUGAACAGACUUUGCAAGUCGAACUCUGAGCAGUUAAAUAGGGGGUUAGAUGAUUCUACUUGAUGAAGCCAUGGAAGAAAUUGUUGUAUUAUGUGAGAACUCUGAUUCCCACCUUGCCAAUGGCAACUUGAGAUGUUGCUCAUCUGACGAGACCAGCCAAAAAAUGGUGUGCUCAGGUGAGAGGAUAUUGGAAUUCCACCUCGUAUAGCAGCCAUGGACACUUAGCUCCAAUACACACUACUAAUGUAAGUUGCCAGUGCUUCCCACUUUAUUAAAAAGCAAAUAAAAAGAUGGGGAAUUCAGGCCUCUGACUGUAAGGGAUUUUGCUUAUCCCCUUGAAACUCCAAUAUCUGAAAAUGCACUGUAUGUUUGGGCAGUCUAGCAAGCCAGCACAGCUGGGAUUUCCUACAAUUUGCAUCUGCAGCUACAGUCUUCUAGCUGUCUUAAGUAUAGCAGACUCCCUGAAUGUCUCUCAAAUGAAUGUUGGUGACUGGAAGAAAUAAGAUUGUAUGGCUUUCAUAGGGUAUGUAAUUAUGCUAACUUCAGCAGCAGAGACUCUAGAGGCAUGAGCUAUUAUUGACUUCCCAUAAUACUUGAUAUGUUUACAUGGAGGGAUCAAAGCAUCCAUACUCAUCCUCGGGGAAGGCUCCACUGCAAUGGAAAUACCCUAAGAAGUAUAAGCUAUUUGUUCUGUCUUGUGAGUUGAGAUCUUUCUAGUAAAUGCUUAAUAACAAUUUGUGAAAUAAUUGAGUGAAGAUGACAUUUUAAUUUUUUUACAAUCUUACAGUGACAUGGAUGGUACUCAAAAAAAAAAAAAUGCACAAAGAUAGAAACACCAGUUGUUGACAACUAACUCCUGUCUGUACCCAGUAGACAACUAGCAGACUGUGUUUUUAACUAGAGCAGUUUUCUUGUUUUGAACUAAAUGUAGCGGCAGUGACUGUUUUAAACUCUAAUAUUGGCAGGCGUUUUAAAGAUUUCUUCGGCUGUGUAUUUUUAAGUCAUUCCCUUGAAGAGUAUCCAAGAGAAAUCUGUUGUCAUUCCAUAGAUGUGCAUGGUUGCUAUGUCCAUCAUUCACUUCCUUGGUUUGUCAUUUAGCUGAUAAUCUAGGAGUCCAUUGCAGGGAACACAUGGGAGGAAAGUCCAGAGGUCUCUGAAAUGAUGGGCUCUUCCAUAUCUCCUACAUCAGAUUCCUUUGUGUCUGUCCAAUAACUAGUUUCUUGGUAGAAGUGUUUUUGAGGGGAGCGUAGGUUGAAAUAGAGUUUGCACUUGGUAUGAGUUCAGAAAGAGACCAGUGUUGCUCCAGGUGUGUGGAGAAUGGGAGUCUCUUGAGCACAUUCUAAUGAGGUAUGCACUCUCUCUUCAUAGGAUAAUCUGGUGUGUUGUGCAAAGCCAAUCAAGCAUGCAGCAUAAAAUACUUUGCUUCUGGAAGUGUAGAGCAGAAAUGCAGCCUUUUGCCUUUUUGCAUCAGCAUCAGGCAUUAGAGACUAAAGUACCCCUGCAGUAUUACUCAACAGCCUUGACAAACCUUUCUUUGUGUGCAAUAAAAUUGAACUGCUUUUAAAUGAUUGCUUUUUACUUGAAGGGCAUUCAUUGCUAUGUGGUGGUCUACACCCUACUGGCACUUCUGUCCACAAAUUGUAUCUGGGAACUUGAAUUGCAGUGGGUGGUAACAGCUGUCAACCAUGUUCACAGAAAAGCACAUCAAUUCUCAAACUGGAAAUCCUCAGUGUCACUUGCCUGGUGCAACAGAGGCCACUUUUCCAGUUACUUAACAGUAUUACUCAAUUUCAUAUCCAUUUACUCUGUGCUGUGGUGGCUCAUGGCUUGGUUUAGAAUUCCAGGGUCCAGGUCAGUUUUUUUUUUUUUUUGAAAAGUCUAGCAAUAGGUUAUAUAAAUAAAACUAUUUGAAAAUGUCUUGCCUAGCUUUUCCCAAGCAUCUACUUCCUUCUCUUUACCCUGUGCCUUUUCAAAUGCUGAUUCAUAAUACUCUGUCAAUACCUCUGGGAGUUUCCCCACCCCCAGAAGUACAAAGUUGGCUCUGCAGACAUUCCCUGCACAGUGAAAAGCCACAGGUGCACUUUCUUCACUAGAUAUAACUUUCAUUCUUUUGUCUAGAAGCAGAUUUCACAUACUUAGGAAUAGGAAACAGAUGAGUUGUUGUCUUCUGCUAUUUAAAAGUUCUAGAUAAAAAGCAUUCAACUUUGAUUAAAAUGCAAGGCAUAUUGGCAAUGCUAGUAAGCUUCCCCCAUAUAACCUUUGUGGCUUGAGAAUGGAGUGUGUUAUGUAAACACACCAAAUAUUUUCACAGCUGCAGCUAUAGGGGCAAACUACAGUGCAGCCAGUGGGUUUUAUGGUGGAGAUGAUGGUGGCUGGCUGUAACUUGACAGUGAGUGCAGAGGAACUCAAAAUCAUUGCGAAUAAAGGCUGUCUUACUCAAAAUGAUUUUACAAAAGAAUGUCAAAAGUAGUAACACCCAGCUCCUUCUAAAGUCACUGUUUUAUAUCUUGCAUAAUACAAGCACAACCCUUUCCCUCCCAAAGCAGUUUACUAGAAUCCAGGCUUCAUCACUUCAUUCUAUCUUUGUUUACUGAACUAUGUAAGGUUUACAUGUUGCCACCAACUUGAUGGCUAAAGCCGGUGCUCUGAAAAUGUUUCCUUAGUGAGUGAGCUGGAAGCAUGAGAAAUCACACCAGUUUACAAAGUGCAUAUACUUGGAGGGAUUGUAGCAUCCAUACUGGUGCUUUAGCUGAUGGUUCAGAUAGAGCUAUCUAAAGUAGACUUAUUAACUAGAGUACUCAUUCCUGCUUUGGAAUAUGUGGCCAUUUAAGCCUCUGGACAAAACACUACAUAGGAUCUGCACGAAUUAAAUCAUGCCUUGAAUGCAAUGUCAGACCGCUAUGCUAUGGUGUUAGAGUAUUAUCCUCAGCUUGCUGGUGCAUUUCUGCUGCUGCCUGUCACAAUGCUGUCUAAAGUGGCUUGUGGGAAGCAUUUGUUUGGCAACUGACUCUUUUGUUCUCAGUGUUACUGACUUGACAGCACAAUGCAAGCUCUUCUAGGUUUUCUAAUUUAAGCAAAUUAUUCAAUUUACUCUUUUUUUUUUUUUUGAGCACUUCUGUUUAGUUACUUCUUCCUCCCCUUCACAUGGCAGUGUUUGGAGGGUUAGAGGAUGCAUGAAUGUUGGCUCUUGCAGCAUCACAGACUAAGGGAAUGAGCAAGCAGCACAUGCAUUCCUACGUAAUGUGGUUCUGUAUAGUGCUUAAAUGUGUGUGUGAUGCUUUCUCUGUACCUACUGGCCUCCUAGCCAGAAGUCAUCCUAUUUCUUAUUUUUUUAAACUUUAUACCAUGAACAUUUUCCUCUAGGGAGAGAAUAAGAGCACAUCUGCAUUUGAAACUCCUUCAGGGGCUUAAAGAGCACUGUGUUUCUUAAAUGUCUAAUGUUUCCAUUGUUUUGGUUCUGUUAACUGUUAGCUUUUGGGGGAGGGAGAAACGUAAGAGUUGUAUAGCUCCAUUGUAAUGCCUAUCAAUUUUGUACUAUUUUAUUUUUUAAAAAACUGAUGUAUAUUAGUGUUAAAGGCAAAGGUAACAAAACUUACCAACUGUAUAGGAAAAGGUGCAAUAACAUGGAAAUGAGAUGUCUCAGAACAAAUAUUUCCCUUGUAUUCUGUAAUACUAAUUUCCUUCUCAAUGCGGUCACCCCUUCCCUCACUACAUGUAUUUUAAGAGAUGCGACUAUGGCUCAAGACUUCAUUUAGUGCUCUAACGAAGGUCUGUUUUAAUAGUUGGUAGAAUGCACAAUGUGCUAUACUGUAUAAUAAAGGUCGCAUUAAUGUUU